Molecule: messenger RNA, 2877 nt
Organism: Cyprinodon variegatus (sheepshead minnow)
Lineage: Eukaryota; Metazoa; Chordata; Actinopteri; Cyprinodontiformes; Cyprinodontidae
Product: protein bicaudal D homolog 2-like
Exons: 7
Coding region: 258-2846 (862 amino acids)
Biological process (GO): regulation of microtubule cytoskeleton organization; protein localization to organelle; microtubule anchoring at microtubule organizing center
Cellular component (GO): Golgi apparatus; cytosol
Molecular function (GO): dynein complex binding; cytoskeletal adaptor activity; dynactin binding
Source: RefSeq, a predicted model, not a curated record
UUCCUCUGGCCGCCUCAUGAAGACACUGGGGAAAGUCACAAAGGAUGAAGGAACUCCUCUUUAAUUUAAAACUCCUAUCGACGUGUAUGGCGGACAAAUAGCAGGAGCCUCUAUAAGCCAGUCAAACCGUGACAAUGCGGUUCAAACAAAGAAGGCUGUGAUUUGUGGCGUCCCGAUCUUUUUUUUUUUUUUUUCUCCUGAGCUGAAGCCCAGUCAGGGCUGGGUCCCGUUACGGUUUGAAUCGCUGCUUCGCCAAGAUGUCCACGGAGGAGCAGGACUAUCCCGAGGCGGUGCUGGUGACUGAAGCUGGGCCCCAGUGGCUCCGAGCCGAGGUGGAGCGGCUGUCCCGCGAGCUGCGAGAGACCACGCGCGAAAAGAUCCAGGCGGCGGAGUACGGGCUGGCCGUGCUGGAGGAGAAGCAGCAGCUCAAGCAGCGAUUCGACGACCUGGAGACGGAAUACGAGACGGUCCGACAGGAGCUGGACCAGCUAAAGGAGGCAUUCGGACAGGCAUAUUCUACCCACAGAAAGGUUGCAGCAGAUGGAGAAAGCAGGGAAGAGUCGCUGAUCCUGGAGUCUGCCAGUAAAGAGGCUCUGUACCAGCAGAAGGUCCUGGAGCUGCAGAAUGAACUCCGACAGGCCAAAGCUUCUCUGUCAAGCGCUCAAGCAGAAAAUGAUCGCCUGUCCGCCAUCGCUCUGGAAAUGAGAGAGAAUUCAGAGGUAGCAGAGCUGCAGCGGGCUCAGCUUCGCGAUGACAUCAGAGAGUAUAAGAUUCGGGAGGCCCGACUGCUGCAGGACUACACUGAACUGGAGGAGGAGAACAUCUCUCUGCAGAAACAAGUGUCCGUGCUGCGACAGAGCCAGGUGGAGUUUGAAGGUCUAAAGCAUGAGAUCCGUCGCCUAGAGGAGGAUUCCCAGUGUGUCCAAAGCCAGCUGGAGGAAGCCGUGCGUCUGAGAGAAAUUGCUGAGCGACAGCUCACAGAGGCUUUAGAAACUAUUAAAACAGAACGUGAGCAGAAGGCCACGCUGCGUAAGGAGCUCUCCCACUACAUGACCAUUGGGGGGUCUGUGUACAGCAGCUCGCUCAACAUCUCCAUCGAUAACGCGAAACUCCACGACGACCCCUCUGCCGUCCAUGAACCUGAUAAUGACGACCUUAUCAGAGGCUUCGAGAAUGGCCUGGUCAAGAUGGGUGACAGCGAUGAAGAUAACAGAACGUUGGGCAACAAGAGAGGCGAGGCCUUUAAACCAGCACCUAGCUUGGUGGAUGAUCUGCUCAGCGAGCUCAACAUCUCUGAGAUACAGAAGCUCAAACAACAGCUUGCUCAGGUUGAGCGCGAGAAAGUGGCCCUGAUGAAUACUUUGCAGGAGAACCAGAAGCAGCUGGAGCAGGCCUACGGCACAGUGUCUGAGCAGAAGGAAACCGUCAACAAGCUGACUGAAAAUCUAAGCGCCAUGCGUAAACUCCAGGCCAGUAAGGAGCGCCACUCCGCCCUCAACAGCGAGAAAGAAAGGGACAGUCACGAUGACGGAGAUUAUUAUGAACUUGACAUCAACGGGCCCGAGAUUCUGCAGUGUAAGUACACUGUGGCUGUUUCUGAAGCAGGAGAGCUCAGGCAGGAACUGAAAACACUGAGGGCGCAGUACGAGGAAUGUCGGACCAGGUAUGAGGAAGAGCGAGCCCGAUUGGAGAGCGAUGUCCAAGAUUUCAGGUCCAAGUUGUUCUCUUUGGAGAAGAUUAGUCAAGCUGAUAAAGCGGAGGUGGCCCGUCUGGAGAGGGAGCUCCGUCUGGCUACGGAGGCUGCAGGAGAAUCCCUCGGCUGCCUAAAUGUUGCUCAGGAUGAGCUCAUAGCUUUCAGCGAAGAGUUGGCCAAUCUCUACAACCAUGUGUGCAUGUGCAACAAUGAGACUCCCAACAGAGUCAUGCUCGACUACUACAAAGACGGCAAAGCCAGGGGACAGGAAGGAAAGGAACAGCAGACCGUACUUCUCACCAGUGGGCUGAUCAAUGAGAACCAAAAUGGAAGGUCUGAUUCCUGCCACGUUGCAGUUACUGCACCUGCAGCUCCACAACAUCGCCCAGAACCCAUGAACGUCUAUAACCUGGUAGCUAUCAUCAGGGAUCAAAUCCGCCACCUGCAGCAGGCUGUGGACCGGACCACAGAGCUGUCCCGCCAGAGGCUGGCCAACCUGGAGCUGAGUGCCGUGGCAGACAAAGACAAAGAGGCCUGCAUGGAGGAGAUUCUCAAACUGAAGUCACUUCUCAGCACCAAAAGGGAACAAAUUGCUACCCUCAGAGCUGUGCUCAAGGCCAACAAACAGACAGCAGAGGUUGCUCUGGCCAACCUCAAAAGUAAAUAUGACAGCGAGAAGGCCAUGGUGACCGAGACGAUGAUGAAGCUUCGAAAUGAACUCAAGGCUCUUAAAGAAGAUGCAGCCACUUUCUCCUCUCUUCGAGCCAUGUUUGCUACGAGAUGCGAUGAGUAUGUGACCCAGCUAGAUGAUAUGCAGAGGCAGCUGGCUGCAGCGGAGGAUGAGAAGAAGACGCUGAACUCCCUGUUACGAAUGGCUAUUCAGCAGAAACUGGCUUUAACUCAGCGCCUCGAGGAUUUAGAGUUCGACCAUGAGCAGGCGCGCCGCAGCACCACCACAGCAGCAGGAGGAAAGGGUAAAACUAAGGGCAAGGGAGCCUCUUCCAGCCACCAUGUAAGUCAGAUGAUGCACUGCAGAACUAAUCAUAAAAUCACACAGCAAAGGAGUUGCUGUUUGCAUUUCUGGAGCUUAAGAUCUAAGUUCUUUAGUUUUGCCUGCCUAACACUGGGUUCUCGAGUCUUCUGUCGUUAUUAGUCAUCUUUUGAGUCCAUUAUUAGGAUAUACA